Messenger RNA from Ostrea edulis (European flat oyster), 3159 nucleotides. RefSeq names its product neurocan core protein-like. NCBI's taxonomy places the organism in Eukaryota, Metazoa, Mollusca, Bivalvia, Ostreida, Ostreidae. The coding region runs from base 482 to 1600 and encodes 372 amino acids. The transcript has 7 exons. Gene Ontology annotation, molecular function: calcium ion binding; signaling receptor activity. The record is from RefSeq and is a predicted model, not a curated record.
UAUGUAGCUCUGGGUUUGAGUGAGCUAGUGCAAGUGUUGACUCGGACUCUAUGAAAUACAGUAAAAGUUGCAAACCGGUUGAUGAUCAAAAUACUUCAAAUAUAUUGGCUCUAACGUUGUUAAAAUCAAUAGUGUGUAACAAAACGACAGAAUUUAAAGGUACAGGUAACUAUAGGGACUUCUUGAUAUUUCAGUCAACUCACUACUGAAACUCACCUGUUUUAGCGGGGAUUCAAAUAAUGAUGCAUAAAUGAUAAAACUAGUCCGAAAAAUAAUUGGCUUUUUUCAGUCAUUGAAACACAAGCAAUAGAUACCACGGAUGAAAUCGUGUUUUUGACAUUUCCAGUGUUAAGGAUAUAUAUUAAUACGUUGCAGUAACAUCGAUUGUUUUGUCAUCUCACGGAUAUACAUACACUGCACCCAGACAGAGUUCAGCAUUCGCCAAACUCCUCCAGAUGUGGUACAACCAAACUGCUUUCUGAUGUAUAAAACGACUACUAAAAUGGCAAGGAAGCAGACCCUGGUGCUUGUGAUGAUAGUGAUUAUUAACUGCGACGCCAGUGUACAAGAUAGCUACUCAAAGUUACAAUAUGGACACAGACUGGAUAAGAAGACAAUAACCUCUUUUGUUGACUUCAGUAUUUUAGACUGUGCUGAGGAGUGCUUGAGAACAACACGAUGUAGAUCCGUUAGUUAUUACAAAGGAGCACAUUUCUGUGAAAUAAACUAUGAGAACAGAUCUUCAGCUCGUGACAGAUUUGUGGAAAGUUCGGGGUGGAUCUACAGUGAAAAGGAAUAUUGGGAUAUUGGUAGGGUGUAUUCUUGUUCGGCAUCCAAUAGUUCCAUCAAUGAAAAAUGCAAACCCUUACCAAUGGGCAGGUUUGAAUGUGUUGUGUCAGAUUGCGGCAUUCCAUCCCAUAGGGGAGUGAAUAUGAGCAGCGUCGGCAGAUGGGAUGGGAUUGGAAUUCAAAGAUUCAUGAAACUUGACUGUUGCCAAAACUACAUUCAGUCUGGUUCACGGAUGUUUGUUUGCGCACCAAACGGACAAUGGAAAACGGACUUGAAAUGUGUUAUUGAUCACUGUGCUUCUUCUCCCUGUAAAAAUGGCGGAAAUUGUACAUCCAAUUCAACAACGUUCUCAUGUCAGUGUGCAGAUGGCUUUUUCGAAAACACAUGUGAAGGUUGUGAAAAGGACUGGUUGGAAUACAAAGGCCAUUGUUACUUUCAUGGUACCACAGAACUCACCUGGAGAGAAACGCUGAUGGAAUGUGAAACCAGAUCGUCCAAAUUAGUAGAGAUUGAGGAUAAAGAAGAAUCUAUAUGGCUUGCUAAAGAAUUUCUUGACAAAGCUACAUGUACCAAUUAUGUUUAUUCUGACUGCAAGGCUUGGACGGGUGGAAAUGAUAUUUUGGUAGAUGGCGAUUAUAAGUGGCACCACUCCAGCUCGACCAUGGACUUCGAAAACUGGAAUCAAAAUCAACCGAAUGGGAACCAUAAUGGUGAAGACCAGGACUGUGUCGAGUUGCUAAAAAAUGAUGAAUGGAAUGAUGAAAACUGCAAUACACGGAAUUCGUUCAUUUGUGAAAAAACAAAGACAUAGAUACCAAUACGAAUGACGUAAUACCACUUAUUUACGUUGAGCUAUAUUUAAUCGUAGUCAAUAUAAAGGCGAAACAAGGUAUGAUUAUAAUCUGCCGAUUAUAAAGUCUCCUAAACGAAGUACUGGCUGUAUAAAAGUGGGCUUUCUCUGGGUACUGCUAUUUUCCCUCACAUUCCUCACAUUUCUUCACCUUUCAUUAAUAACUCACCUGCGCAUAAUUCAUAUCAAUUAUCAUUUCAUUUAGAAUUUAGACUACAGAUACCUUGAUUUUGAAAUUUUCAAAAAAAAAUCCCUCUCCAUCCUUUAGUGAAACUGACAUCACUUGACCUUGAUCCUAGUUUGUAGGUCCCAACAAGCUCUGAUAAAUUAUGAAAAUAUCAUGCCUCUAUGUUUUUAAAUCAGCUUUGAAUUUGUGAUUUUUCAAAGAAAUAAUACAAUGUACAUACGUAAUGCUCUUACAGUACAGCUCUUACAGUGCUGUUACAAUUUUGUUUACAAAACAAAAAAACUUCAGCUGAUAUUUGAACUGUAGUUUGUUGUUAUACGUGUAUCCUCUCUGUAUGUUUAAUUAUUCGUAUGGAUUGUUGUAAAUUGUUUUAUAUGUUAUUAUGGUAAUCAUAUCAUUACUAUAGGCACUAUAUAUUGAUAAUAAUAAUUUUGCAUUUCAAUUCUGACACUUUAAUCACAUGUAUGUGCACAUCGAUUUUAUAUCAUCUUUUUUCUCACAUUUGUAAAGCGGUUUAGAGAACUAAUGUUGAUAGGGCGCUAUAUAAAUCUUUUAAUUACAAUUACAAUCAGUCCCAGUAUGAAAGAAAACUAAGUUAUUGUAUUGCUUUCAUCAUUUUCAACACAAAUACAUAUACACCUUUUACUCACACUCUCAUACAGAUUAAAGAAAGCGAUAUAGAAAAUUACAUAUAUAUUCUAGUAUUUAUUGUUGAAAAAAGACACACUUUUAUCAGCAUUUGAAACGAAAUUUCGAAGUUAGACUAUUUCGUUUUGUAACUUUACCCUCUAAAAUGUAGAAAUUAUAUAAACAUUUCAAUAUAUCAUCAAAAACAAUAUUGACACUAUUUCUUGGAUGUUGUAAUAUGUAUCGCUUCACUAAGAGGAAUAUAAAGUUUAAAACCAUGUGUUCUUUUUCUGGAAAACCAAAAAUAACAGUUUGUACAUUAAAUCCCCUUAUCUGACCAGAUUUGUGAAAAAUCCAAGCGGAUAAUUUUGUCCACAGUGGAGAGAGAGAGAGAGAGAGAGAGAGAGAGAGAGAGAGAAGGACAAUACAAAUGAUAUGCUUAAUUGUUUCUAGUUCUAGUGCACAUAAUGAACAAAGUGGAGAGUUCUUAUUUUUUGACAUAUGUAGGAGUUUGUUAAUACCUAAUAUUCCAAGAAUAAUUAUAUAGUUGAACCAUACCAGUCCUUCUUUUUUUUGUCACUGAUUUGAUGUUUGUAUAUAUAUGUUUCCAAUUUAAAUGUAAUUGAAAAUCUAAACGAUUAACCCAUUUGUUUUCGCAAACAGGUCGAUGCUGUGAUUUUGACAUUAAAUAGUCAUAGAUAUUCUU